Messenger RNA from Caenorhabditis remanei, 603 nucleotides. RefSeq lists its product as uncharacterized. The coding region runs from base 1 to 603 and encodes 200 amino acids. The transcript is spliced from 3 exons. Lineage: Eukaryota; Metazoa; Nematoda; Chromadorea; Rhabditida; Rhabditidae. The record is from RefSeq and is a predicted model, not a curated record.
AUGCUUCUUACCUUCUGGAUUUCCAAGAAUGGUGCCAUCGCUUCAUCUGGAUCUGAUGUUCCUUUCGGCACUGUGGUGUACAUAAGUCUCCAAGUUUAUUCCUCUGGAUAUUUCGAUAAAGAGUACUUGGAGUAUUACUCCGCCCCCGAAACAUGCGACAUAUCAGACUCACGUAUUGUUUGUAGAGGUUCCUCUAGCGGAGACAUCUGGAUAGACAUAAGUACAAAACUACCGUACUACUACUACUACUACUACUACUACCUGUCCGUACCAAUGUCUUCUUCUUCGUUCACCGCCGCGUCUUCACAAGAAUUCGAAAUGGACAAAUCCAAGAAUCUCAAAGAGAAAUUGGAGAGAACGAAGCUGGAAAACGUGACACUUCAACGAGAAAUGGAUAUGCUGGAAUUUGUGAAAAAUGAGAUUCUCAAUGAUUUUAUGAAAUCUGAGGAGAAGGGGAAGACCAUCGACUCGAAGAUAUCUGAAUUGGAAGCAACGAAUAGGGGUGCUGAGCAAUUGAUCAAGGUGAAUGGGGAUGAGUUGAGGAGACUUCGUGCAGCACUCGAGAAGAAGACCAAGAUUAACAUUGAGAACGCGUUUGAAUGA